GAGGCGGAAAUCUGAAUGGAGCUCGCGGGCCGGUCGCUACGGAGGCCGGGGCGGGGCCAGCGCUCUGCCGACGCUGAGGCGGUCUCGGUGUGGCGGCUGGGGCGCCCCCGCUCCUUCUCCCCGGGGCUCCCCUCGCUAUGGGGCUCGGCCCCGCGUUCCGGCAGGGCCGGGCGCCGCUGGCCGUGACACUCUGCGCUGCCCUGCUGGUGCUACUGCCGCCUGCCCUCGGGGCGGGCGGGCGGCGGCGCUUGGCGUGCUCCACUUGCCGCGGCAUCGUGGAUCGGUUCAACCAGGGGUUAGCAGAUACAGCUAAGAAGAACUUCGGUGGUGGAAACACUGCAUGGGAAGAAAAGACACUGGCAAAAUAUGAGUCCAGUGAAAUUCGUCUUGUUGAGAUCACAGAGAAUCUGUGUGACAGUAGUAACUUUGAAUGUAACAACAUGGUAGAAGAGCAUGAAGAACAUAUAGAGAAAUGGUGGUUCAAACUAAAGAAGAAGUAUCCUGAUUUGUUUAAGUGGUUUUGCAUAGAAACAAUAGAAGUUUGCUGUCCUGCUGGAACUUAUGGACCAGAUUGUCUUGCUUGUCGUGGUGGAUCAGAAAGGCCUUGCCAUGGAAAUGGCCACUGUGAUGGUGAUGGUACCCGAGGUGGAGAUGGCUCAUGUAGCUGUAACAAGGAGUAUACAGGAGAUUUUUGUCUGGACUGUUCUGAUGGUUACUUCAGUACCUUGAGAAAUGAGACUCAUUCUGUUUGUACAGCCUGCCACACUGCCUGUAAAACUUGUACUGGUUCAAGUAACAAGGACUGCCAAGACUGUAAAGAAGGCUGGGUUAAAAAUGAAGAUGCAGCUUGUGUGGAUUUAGAUGAGUGUGCUGGUUCUCCUUGCAAAGAUCACCAGUAUUGUUUGAACACAGAUGGAUCUUUCUCGUGCAAAGCAUGUGAUGCCAGCUGCAUAGGUUGCACAGGGGAAGGUUCUAACAACUGUAAGACUUGUGCAUCUGGAUACGUGAAGGAAGAUGAAAAGUGUGCAGAUACAGAUGAAUGUAACCUUCCUGAAAAGGUCUGCAUGAAAGAGAAUCAAGACUGUGUUAAUACUUCAGGUAGUUACAAAUGUGUAUGUUCAGAAGGUUUUGAAGAUAAGGAUGGGACAUGCAUUCAAACUGUAAAAACAGGAGAGGAAGUAGAGAGUGAAAAAAAUGAGCCUUCACCUCCUGGACAUGAUGACUUAUGAUCUUCAUUCAAAGCCAAAAGACAUUCCUAUAUAAAGUUUUAAAUUAUUGGACUAAGCCUCUGCUAUCUGACAUACUGUGGAAAUGGUAUUAAAUAUGCAGGUUUCCAUUAAGAUUUUUUUAAAUGGUGAUAAACUGCUCUUUAAGCUGCAUUUCUUUAUUCUAAAAGGCCACUUUUUAUAUAAUUCUUCAAGAACAACAAGCUAAAUGGAUUAGUAUAAAAUUUGAAUUAACAUACUAUUGUACCCAGCAAUUGUAAACAAUUUGAAGGUUUCCCAUUCCAGUGCCUACUGAAGACAAUUGUCAUUUGGAAGGACCUAGAUGCACUUCAUAAUUUAAGAGAAAUUGAGUGAAGUUUGUUGUUUCUUGGUAGGAGAAAUAUUUCUGUAACUGAAAUACAGCUUUUAGAAACUGUCAAAGGGAAUCUCUUUUGGGGGGAAGCAUUGUUCCCUUAAACAAAACAGAAUGCCUAAUAAUGCAUUCAAUAAAAGUUUAUUUUGUUGGAAUGUGCCUUAAAAUUUUUAAGGUGUCAAUAUUUU
Molecule: messenger RNA, 1766 nt
Organism: Calypte anna (Anna's hummingbird)
Lineage: Eukaryota; Metazoa; Chordata; Aves; Apodiformes; Trochilidae
Gene: CRELD2
Product: cysteine rich with EGF like domains 2
Exons: 10
Coding region: 138-1229 (363 amino acids)
Molecular function (GO): calcium ion binding
Source: RefSeq, a predicted model, not a curated record